This is a messenger RNA of Dicentrarchus labrax (European seabass), 2608 nucleotides long. RefSeq names its product hexosaminidase A (alpha polypeptide) (gene hexa). Bases 61 to 1674 code for a protein of 537 amino acids. Gene Ontology annotation, biological process: ganglioside catabolic process; carbohydrate metabolic process; glycosaminoglycan metabolic process. Gene Ontology annotation, cellular component: membrane. NCBI's taxonomy places the organism in Eukaryota, Metazoa, Chordata, Actinopteri, Moronidae. The transcript is spliced from 14 exons. The record is from RefSeq and is a predicted model, not a curated record. Gene Ontology annotation, molecular function: beta-N-acetylhexosaminidase activity.
UGCUCUUCAGCACCUGACUGGCACAGUUUGACAGUGUAGUGUUCCGCCGGAUAGAGUGAUAUGGAAGUCAUGUAUAUGGUUAGGUCUGGGCGAUAUACUCGCCUAAAUGUGUAUUUACUAAUACUGAGUGUCCUCCAGCUUAACCUGCACACAGUGGAGGGAGUAUGGCCAUUACCGCAGGCUUUCACCUCCUCAACGGAGCGGUACCCGCUGAACCCGCAGGCUUUCUACUUUGGUUACGGAAGACAAUCAGCCGCACAGCAGGGUUGUUCUGUUCUGGAUUCUGCAUUUAGGAGAUAUUUCUCUCUUAUUUUUCCAGACUACACUGAUGGACGUCUGCAUUUCAGUCAGUAUAAACCAUUUACUGUCGAGGUCAGUAUUGACCACGAUGAUUGUGAGGGUUACCCAAAUGAGGACUCUUCCGAGAGAUACAAUCUGAGUGUCUCUGCAGGACAAGCAUCUCUGAAGGCAGAAACCGUGUGGGGUGCUUUAAGAGGUCUGGAAACCUUCAGUCAGCUGGUCUAUCAAAAUGAUUUUGGCUCUUAUUUUAUCAACAAGACUGAGAUUGAAGACUUCCCCCGGUUUCAGUUCAGAGGGAUUUUGUUGGACACGUCACGUCAUUAUUUACCCGUGCAGGCCAUUUUAAAAACUCUGGAUGCAAUGGCCUACAGUAAGUUCAAUGUGUUUCACUGGCACAUUGUUGAUGACCCCUCCUUCCCUUAUCAGAGCAGCAGCUUUCCAGAUCUUUCCAGUAAGGGGGCUUUCCAUCCGAUGACUCACAUCUACACACAGUCCGAUGUAAGAAGGGUGAUCUCACAUGCCAGGCUGUGGGGAAUUAGAGUCCUUCCUGAGUUUGAUUCACCCGGCCACACUACAUCUUGGGGAAAAGGGCAACCUGGCCUGUUGACUCCCUGCUACAAUGGGGGCACCCCUUCAGGUACUUUUGGUCCUGUUAAUCCAGCUUUGCCCUCCACCUACCAGUUCAUGGCGAGACUAUUUAAGGAAGUGUCAUCAGUGUUUCCUGAUUCUUACAUCCACUUAGGAGGGGAUGAGGUUGACUUUUCCUGCUGGAAAUCCAACCCUGAUGUCCGAGCAUUCAUGCAGAAGAUGGGAUUUGGCUCAGACUUCACCAAACUGGAAGCAUUCUACAUGGAGAACAUUGUGAAUAUCACGUCAGCUCUCAACAAGACCUCUAUCGUGUGGCAGGAUGUGUUUGACUACCAUGAACGAAUUCCUAAGGACACAGUGCUGCACAUCUGGAAGGGCAUCCCAGCUAAGUAUCAGGAAGAGCUCAGCAGGAUCACCAAAGCUGGCAUGAGGGUCCUGCUGGCCGCCCCGUGGUACAUCAACCACAUUUCCUAUGGCCAGGACUGGCGCAACUACUACACUGUACAGCCACAGAACUUUUCUGGUACUGAGGAACAGAAGAAGCUGGUGAUAGGGGGUGAGGUCUGCAUGUGGGGAGAAUAUGUUGAUGCCACCAAUCUCUCUCCACGUCUUUGGCCAAGGGCAAGCGCUGCAGCAGAGAGACUGUGGAGUGAUGAGAAGCAGACCUCCAAUGUGGACAAGGCGUUUCCUCGUUUGCAGGACUUUCGCUGCAAGCUCCUGAGGCGUGGCAUCCAAGCAGAGCCUCUGUAUGUUGGACACUGCAAACAUGAGUACCAAGGUGUUUGAUGAUGUUGGAUGGAUUAACAUUGGAAGAUUUUUUUCUGGAGAAUAUUUUAACUAAGUUCAUAGUUGCCUUCUUAGCUGAUUUUGGAUCUUGCGUGGGACAUUUAAAGUGGAGCAAAAUCUAAAAAAAUAAAUAAAAAUACAGCCUGAAAGGUUAUAUAAAAUUCAUGUACCACUAGAUGUCGCAGUAGAGCACCAGCAUCUCUGAGCAAAACAAUGGGCACCAUGGCCGACCAAACUCCUUUGACAGAACCACAAAUUUUGCCUUGCAGGUAAUCAUAAAACACACUGGACAGCCACUUACCAAAACCGUCUUUCAACAGUCUUUCAACACUGGAUUGGAUUAAAUAAAGCCUAAAUUAGUUAGAUGAAAAUAAACAAACGAGCUGCUAUGGCUGCCAUGUAAUGUUGGCGAAUCCUCGUCCCGUCUCCUUUUUAUCUCCAUACAUACAACACACCAUAGAAACUGUUUUGUACUCAAAUAGAUUAAAUAUUAAGUGGUUUCAGGGGACUUUUACUCAUAUUACUUUAGAUGUUGCCAUACCUGUGUCUGCACCUCAGAUUGUUUUUCCAAGUGUCUGACACCAACAUGGAAAGGAUCUUUGAAGAGAAAGCUCUUUUGUUUAACAGUGCAAUGCAGUACCAUGCACACACGGCUAGACCGGAUUUGUAAACAAAGCACAGACGGGCUGGGAUAGGAACACAGGCAAAGGGAGUGUGAGUGUGUGUUCUCUGCUCAGGAUACCAUGACUCCACUACGUACAUUAUACUUUCUCAGGGAGUUAUCUCAUUACCUGUAUGCUGCACUAUAUUGCCAUGUUGAUGCAAGUUAAAUGCAAAAUAUAGAUGUAGAUUUUCAAUUUAAAUCUUAACUCUGCCAGUAUACCAGUAGCUAGUAGUCUUGCCUUGAAAUGUAAUAAAACAAUGUUGUUGUGCA